CACACACAUAAUGAAUCCGGCAACUGAAAACCAACUACCACAAAACACCACUCAAAACCCAUUACAAUUUACACUCCAUCUUCCCCAAUCCGACCAUAACCCUAACCCUAACAGUAAUGUUAACCGAUUACUCUCACUCGGCAUCCCCCGAAAACGACGUCGUGGCAGACCUUCUUCUAAUCAGGUAUUCAAUCCCAAUGCCCCACCCCCCAAUAAUACUAAUAAUUUUAAUUCUAAUUCAAAUUCAAACCCUAAUAAUUUAAAUAGUAAUAAAAUAGAUGUAUCUGAUGAAAUAAUUGUUAUAAAUAAAGAAGCUACUUCUGAAGCUUUACUUGCUUUAACUGCUGGUUUCCCUGCUGAUAUUUUAACUGAACAAGAAAUCGAUGCCGGCGUUGUCUCGGUUAUCGGCGGUAUCGAACAGGUUAAUUAUAUAUUGAUUAGGAAUCAUAUUAUUACAAAGUGGAGAGAAAAUGUGUUUAAUUGGGUUACUAAAGAUAUGUUUCUUGAUGUUGUGCCUUCACAUUGUGUUAAAUUGUUGGAUUCUGCUUAUAAUUAUUUAGUUUCGCACGGUUAUAUUAAUUUCGGAGUGGCACCCGUUAUUAAAGAUAGGAUUUUUAGUUCAGGGAGUGGGGCAGGGAGUGUGAUUGUGAUUGGGGCGGGGCUAUCGGGUUUGGCUGCUGCUAGACAGUUAAUGAGUUUUGGGUAUAAGGUUACGGUUUUGGAAGGUAGGAAAAGGGCGGGCGGGAGGGUUUAUAGUAAGAAAAUGGAAGGCGGGAAUAGGGUUGCGUUUGCUGAUUUGGGAGGGAGUGUUUUGACGGGUACGCAUGGGAAUCCGUUAGGGAUUUUGGCUAGGCAGUUGUCGUAUAGCUUACAUAAGAUUAGGGAUAAAUGUCCGAUUUAUAGAGUGGAUGGUCAACCGGUUGAUUCGGAGGUUGAUGGGAAAGUUGAGGUUGCGUUUAAUCAGCUUUUGGAUAAGGCGAGUAAGCUUAGGCAGUUGAUGGGUGAGGUUUCGCAAGAUGUUUCGCUUGGUGCUGCGUUGGAGACGUUUUGGCAGAUUGAUGGUGAACCUUCGAAUUUGGAGGAGAUGGGUUUGUUUAACUGGCAUCUUGCGAAUCUGGAGUAUGCUAAUGCAGGUUUGGUUUCGAGGCUUUCGUUAGCGUUUUGGGAUCAAGAUGACCCGUAUGAUAUGGGAGGAGACCAUUGUUUUCUGCCUGGUGGGAAUGUUCGGUUAGUUCAGGCGUUAGCUGAGAACGUGCCUAUUCAGUAUGAGAAAACGGUUAAUGCUAUUCGGUAUGGUAGUGACGGGGUGCAGGUGGUGGUUGCUGGUGGCCAGGUUUAUGAAGGGGAUGUUGCUUUGUGUACUGUACCUCUUGGGGUGUUAAAAAGCGGUUCGAUUAAGUUUAACCCUGAGCUGCCUCAAAGAAAGCUUGAUGGGAUAAAUAGGCUAGGGUUCGGUUUGCUGAAUAAGGUUGCUAUGCUUUUUCCUCAGCUAUUUUGGGGGAGUGAUCUUGACAUGUUUGGGCAUCUCUCUGAAGAUCCUAGCCGCCGUGGUGAGUUCUUUUUGUUCUAUAGCUAUGCAACUGUAGCUGGUGGUCCAGUUUUGAUGGCCUUGGUAGCAGGAGAGGCUGCUCAUUCGUUUGAAAGCAUGCCACCCACUGAUGCUGUCACACGAGUUCUUCAAAUUCUUCGAGGUAUAUACGAACCACAAGGAAUCACUGUCCCCGAGCCAAUACAAACCAUAUGCACAAGAUGGGGAAGUGAUCCCUUCAGUUUAGGCUCAUACUCGAACGUUGCAGUGGGUGCAUCAGGGGAUGAUUAUGAUAUCAUCGCCGAAAGUGUAGGAGAUGGACGACUUUUCUUUGCAGGGGAAGCCACAACAAGGCGGUAUCCUGCCACGAUGCAUGGGGCUUUUCUUAGCGGCUUACGUGAAGCAGCAAAUAUUGUUCAUUAUGCUACUAAUCGAGCCCUAAGGGCCAAAAUUGAAAAAAAUCCAUCAAAAAAUGCACAUGCUUGUGCGUCCCUUCUCGCUGAUUUAUUCAGGGAUCCUGAUUUGGAGUUCGGAAGUUUUUCUGUUAUUUAUAAGAAGAAAAACACAAAUGAUAAAUCAAUGGCGAUUUUACGAGUGGUGUUUAGUGGGUCCAUAAAGAAGGCUCAAGAGGGUUCUAGACCGGAUCAACAGCAUUCUAAUAAUCUGUUAUUUCAACAACUCCAGUCCCAUUUUAAUCAACAACAAGAACUUCAUGUUUACGCGUUGUUAUCAAGAGAACAAGUGCUUGAGCUAAGAGAGGUGAAAGGAGGAGAUGAGAUGAGGUUAAAUUAUCUUUGUGAAAAGCUUGGAGUGAAGUUGGUUGGAAGAAAAGGUUUGGGACCUGCUGCUGAUGAGGUCAUUUCUUCAAUUAAGGCCGAGAGAAGCAAACGCAAGCCUUCUUUGGCUACAUCGACUCUUAAAUCUGGAACCUUAAAGCCUAAAUCGGCCUUGAAGAAAAGAUUGGUUAGAAAGGCGAAGAUAUUGCGCAACAACAAUGGUCCACUCCCUCCUAUCAAUAGAGAAGGGGUGGUAGUUAAAGCUGUUGGCAGUAACAAUGGGUCCAGUGCCUCUCAUAUUAAUCAAGAUGUAGAAGUUAAUAAAGUAGCUACCAGUAGCGUUGCCUCCAAUGGCUCUCCUGAUGUGGGUUCAGUGGCCAAAUCAGUCGUUAAUGGCACUAAUGCCUCUAUUGUAAAUACCGGUUCUGGAUCAAUAACUGAUCUUGCUCCAAGCUUAAAUGUGGAUUCUGGAGUAACCCAGAACAUUUCUUGUUCUAAUCCUCCAAAUGCUGAGUUAGAUGGCAACAUGUUGUAGCAGAUGAUGAGUUUUCUUGCAUAUAGAGGUACCAUAGCCAUAGAAUGACACAUUUUGCAUUUGCUGUUUAGGAAUUGUAGGUAUUUGUAAAACAUUGUAUACAUGUGACCCAUUGAGUUUAGAUCAACAUAUCAGUUCAUUUA
Molecule: messenger RNA, 2982 nt
Organism: Erigeron canadensis
Lineage: Eukaryota; Viridiplantae; Streptophyta; Magnoliopsida; Asterales; Asteraceae
Product: protein FLOWERING LOCUS D
Exons: 4
Coding region: 11-2839 (942 amino acids)
Molecular function (GO): protein binding; oxidoreductase activity
Source: RefSeq, a predicted model, not a curated record